Messenger RNA from Drosophila willistoni, 2245 nucleotides. RefSeq names its product protein mushroom body miniature (gene mbm). The transcript has 2 exons. NCBI's taxonomy places the organism in Eukaryota, Metazoa, Arthropoda, Insecta, Diptera, Drosophilidae. Gene Ontology annotation, molecular function: zinc ion binding; nucleic acid binding. The record is from RefSeq and is a predicted model, not a curated record. The coding region runs from base 73 to 1728 and encodes 551 amino acids.
CUCGUCCACCACUAGUUGUUGUUAUUGCGGCAACACGUGCGCGGUUGAAAUAAAAGGUGGAUUUAUUUAAGAAUGCAUAACGGCGAAGGAAACAGAGGGUUCCAUUCAAACCAGUACUAUGGAGAUGGUGGCCAGCAAAAUCGCAGCGGAGACGGAUUAAAUAAUUCAAAUGUUGGUCAUUGGCAAGGCCAUGGGCAUGGGCAAAGACAUGACAACAACAGCAAUCAGAGUCACGGCUACGAUGGACAGGAAUCAUUUCAAAAAUUUAGAGAUCCUCAGCGCCAUCCGAAACAAAAUAAAGGACAAGGACAAAGAAGAUCCGGCGGUGGGGGUGGUAAAGGUCGUGGCGGAGGUGGUGGAGGUGGUGGUUCUCGUGGCGGUGGAGGUGGCGGUAGAAGACGGCGCCGCAACAGUGGGGGAUUCACCGGAUCUCGCAGAGAAAGAAGAGGUGUUCAUGGCAAUUCUGGACCACCUGGCACUCUAUUUUUCUAUGACACUAUGGGUAAUGGCAAUAUACCUAAUGAUGCUACCGAAAUAUCGCCAUCCCCAUUAAAUGUCAUUCAACCCACCCCAAAUACUAUCCUAUCAGUUCCAAACACUCUGAUUGAGCCUCAAAUUAAUUUGGCACCAUCUAAUCAAGAAGUUCCCAUGAAUGAUCCAGCUGAAACAAAGCCAACUCCACCUGCUAUCCAUAUUAAGCAAGAAAAAAAAGACACAUCGGCUACAAAAGCGAUAGAGAAAAAAGAAAGCAGUGAGGAAAGCUCCUCAAGCGAUUCGGACGAUAGUUUCGAGGCAGGCGAAGUUGUGAAGGCAGCCGCUACUUCGAAAGCAGUAGUCAAAGCACCAGCUCAGAGCACCUCAUCUUCAUCAUCAUCAUCAUCUGAUUCCUCUGAAUCAGAAGCUGAAGAAAAAGAGGUCAAUUCAACCAAAACCAAAUCUUCGACUAAAGAUCAGGUUUUAAACAAAUCUGUAGCAAAGAAAUUAAAGAAGAUUCCAUCGGAAGAUGACGUGGUUUGCAUGGGCCAAGAGAAGCGUCACUUUACAAUACCUGAUGAUGAUGAGGACGAAAACGAAACUGAUGGAAGUAAAAAGAUAAUUGGAAAAAGAAAAAAUAAAGAUAAAUCCAUUGAUGUUUGCAACAUCUGCGACAAAAAGGGUCACAACUCGUUCCAAUGCCAAAUGAUAUGCCGCAAUUGCUCAGCCCCCUAUCACAACUUCAAGCACUGUCCAAGCCCGGUCAAUCUUAGUACUGCUCUCCAAUUAUUUAUGGAGUUUAAUAUGCAUCAAUUUACCACAUUCAAUUUGGAACAACGUUUUACUUUUGCGGGCUCAACACCUGCAACUGCACCGUUAUCAUCAACGCCAUUAAAGUCCAAGAAGGAUAAGAAAUCAUCAUCAAAGAAGACGAAGAAACUGCCCAAAAAGAAAAUGAAGAUAGAGCAAAAGGAUGAUGAUGAUGAUGAUGAGGACGAAUCAGAUAACGAUGAUGAUGCCGCAGCUGCUAAUACAGAUGACAGUGAUGAAGACUCUAGUGAGUCCAGUGAUGAACCACAACCUCCUCCAGCAAUUAAACAGAAGCGCAAACGCAGCUCAAAACAGAAACAACAAAUCGCACCUCCAGGAAAUUUACCACCGCCACAAGCCUUUCCGUUUCCUCUUUUAGCCCCUGGGGCACCUUACAACUCCAUGAUGUAUCCAUAUGGAGCGGCAUUUAGUUAUCCCAAAUAGGAUUUACAUAGUUAUAAAAUCAAAUUGCAAACAGUUUAAGAAAAAUUGAAAUCAAACUAAAAAGUAUAAUUAAAGAUUCAAAAAACCUAAUUCUGGAAAAUGUUUUAAAUACCCUCGAGAAUCUUAGAACAUAAACUAAACUACUAAACAUUUUCAAAAGUUCAACCAAUUAUUUGUAAAUUUCUUAUUUUAGGUUGUAGCACUUGAGAUAAAAGAGUAUAUGUACAAUUGUUGAUACCAACCCCUAUGUAUUUCAUAAGUGAUAUAUUGAGUUGUAAGAUUUGCACUAAUUUUAAAUUUCCCGCUGAAGAUUAUUCUUAAUAGUUUUCGAUGCGAUAUCAUUAUUUUCUCGCAUCUCUAACUUCAAUAGCCUUGGCAACUCUAAUAACCAGCUGUUGCGUGCCAAGCAUGCUUUUUCGUAUAUUUGUUUGAUGUUUACAAAAUGAAAUUCUAACUAGUAACAGUGAAUAUAAAUAUACUAAGGACAAGGAAUUUUUAUUGAUUUACUUAAACAGAG